Molecule: messenger RNA, 1278 nt
Organism: Bipolaris oryzae ATCC 44560
Lineage: Eukaryota; Fungi; Ascomycota; Dothideomycetes; Pleosporales; Pleosporaceae
Exons: 2
Coding region: 1-1278 (425 amino acids)
Biological process (GO): L-serine biosynthetic process
Cellular component (GO): cytoplasm
Molecular function (GO): pyridoxal phosphate binding; O-phospho-L-serine:2-oxoglutarate transaminase activity
Source: RefSeq, a predicted model, not a curated record
AUGGUCAACCGUUCAGAUGUCACCUACUUUGGGGCUGGCCCCGCUCCUCUCCCCACCGAGGUGCUCGAGAGAGCCUCACAGGCGCUGCUGAAUUACAGAGACAAGGGCAUUGGUCUCUGCGAAAUCUCCCAUCGCUCGCCCGAGGCCAACGAGAUUCUCGCAGAGGCGAAGCAGGCCCUCACGCAACUGCUCGAGAUACCCGACGAUUACGAAAUCCUCUUCCUUCAGAGCGGCGGUACCGGCGAGUUCAGUGCGGCUGUCUACAAUCUUGUCUCGAUAUGGGUAGAGAAGAAGCGAGCAAAGAUUGCCCAAGAGGUGGGCGAUAACAAGGACGAGGUGCUCAAAAGACUUCGCAAGGUAGUGGAUGAAGAGCUCAAGCUUGACUAUCUCGUCACGGGCUCGUGGUCGCUCAAGGCAUCGCAAGAAGCCGCCCGCCUUGUAGGAGCCAAGCACGUCAAUGUAGCCGUCGAUGCGCGUACAGCCAACAAUGGCAAAUUCGGGAAGAUCCCCUCCGAGGACCAGUGGGCCCUUACGUCGCGCUCAACGGGCGGGCCGGCCUUUGUAUAUUACUGCGACAACGAGACUGUCGACGGAGUCGAGUUCCCCUCGUUCCCACAGAGCCUAGAGGGCGAUGACGCGCCCCUGGUCUGUGCCGACAUGUCCUCCAACUUCAUUUCCCGCAAGGUCGACGUGAGUAAGUAUGCAGUCAUCUUUGGUGGCGCGCAAAAGAACAUUGGCAAUACCGGUAUCGCUAUCGUCAUCAUGCGGAAGUCACUUCUUCCGCCUCACUCGACGCCGGCCUCGCCCGACCUGCUAAGAGAACUUAACUUGGCUGUGGGCCCAAUUGUACUCGACUACCCUACGAUUGCAAAAAACAACUCUCUGUACAACACUUUACCCAUCUUUGAUGUUUGGGUGGCUGGUCAGGUCAUGUCUGGACUUGUCAACUCGUACGGAGCUAAGCGUAUUGGCGGCCAGGAGGAAAUCUCAAACGAAAAGGCCAGCCUUAUCUAUGGGACGCUCGAUAAGUAUCCAGACAUCUAUCAAGUUGUCCCAGACAAGUCUGCGCGCAGUAGGAUGAACAUUUGCUUUAGGGUUCAUGGCGGAGCUGAAGACAAAGAAAAGGCUUUCCUCUCAGGCGCAGAGAAGAAAGGUCUACUUGGUCUGAAGGGACACAGGAGCGUCGGUGGUAUUCGUGCUAGUAAUUAUAAUGCGGUCUCGCUAGACGGUGCGAAGCUACUUGUCUCAUAUCUCGAAGAAUACGCAAAGUCGACCUAA